Molecule: messenger RNA, 2289 nt
Organism: Blastomyces gilchristii SLH14081
Lineage: Eukaryota; Fungi; Ascomycota; Eurotiomycetes; Onygenales; Ajellomycetaceae
Product: amidase
Exons: 4
Coding region: 520-2196 (558 amino acids)
Source: RefSeq, a predicted model, not a curated record
GCGCUACGUCAGGCUCGGCUCAGGGUCGAAUGAAUCAAAAUAAAAGAAACAAAGAUCGGACCCUGUCAUGGGGCCGAGUCGGAACUUUGAUGCGGCACUGGGAGACUGGAACUGAUCCCCAGAUUGUCCUUUUCCCCCGCAAAUGUUGCUUGUAUACUGCGGUUACCCGGCUUCGGCUUUUUUGGGUUUUGGAUACACGCUUGGAAUUCCUGCUCAUACCCCAUUCCUACAAUGCUCAUCUGGACUCCCAAGAGUGGCGCUGCUGAAGCUACGCUCUGCCGUUGGUCAUCCGCGCAUGCCUUGCGAUUAUAUACGCUAUUAUCAUUUAAUAUUACAUACGCUCUGCUCUCCGCGCCCUGUCCCACCAGCUAAUCCAAUCACCACUCCAUGCCCCUCCUCGCCAGUGUUUACAUAUAAAGGCCCUAGUUUUCCCGCUUGAUAGGCCAACUUUUAUAGAUCCCAAAGUUAACUACAUAGUUACUACCAAAGUAUUGAACCCUGUUUGAAAAAAAUAAAGAAAUGGCCCAAACAUACAAAGAAAUCUCCGUGAUCGCGCGGAAGCGGCGAGAUGACCUGCUCGCUGCUUUCUUCCCGAUCCCUGAUAUUGUGGAGGAGACGCUUCCCCAGGACCUGAGAUCGUACCCAAAGACCUCGGGGCUCCUAUCGCCAGAGGAAUUAGAUAUCAUCGAUACCGACUCCGAGACGCUGCUUCAAAAAAUAAGGGAUAGAAAGCUGACCUCAGUCGACGUAACAAAGGCUUUCUGCAAGGCGACUGUGAUUGCCCAAAAGCUUACAAACUGCGUUACUGAAGUCCUGUUCAAUGAAGGCCUUGAGAGGGCCAGGUAUCUCGAUGAAUACAUAGAACGGACUGGAUCCGUCAUCGGCCCACUGCACGGAUUACCGGUGUCUCUAAAGGACAGUUUUAUAACCCCCCCUCAUCCUUCAUCAAUCGGUAUGGCGGUGCAUGCCAACGCUCCCACCGAGAAGGACGCCGUCCUCGUAUCCAUGCUCAGAAACCUAGGUGCAGUCCUUUAUGUGAAAACCAACAUCCCUACAGCAAUGAUGAUGGCAGAAACUACAAAUCGGAUCUGGGGCGAGACCAGAAACCCAGUCCACAAGGAGCUUACUCCGGGGGGAUCCAGUGGCGGUGAGGGAGCUCUUGUUGCCAUGAAAGCAUCACCUCUGGGUAUUGGAACGGAUAUUGCGGGUAGCAUCCGCAUCCCAAGCGCCUUCUGCCAGCUGUACGGCCUGAAGCCAUCAUUUGGGCGCUUCUCAACUGCAGGAGGGAAGCCCAGUAUAGCUGGCCAGGACUUCAUAUAUGCCAUUUGUGGGCCGAUGUGCCCUUCUAUCGGCGCUGUCAAGCUGUUUUGUGAAUCCGUUCUAUCUAAGACCGCUGCGCCCUGGAACUUGGACCCCAAGAUCAUACCCAUGCCAUGGAGAAGGGACGUUAUUCAGCCAAAAGGGCGCAAACUGCGAUUUGGCAUUCUGGGACCUAGCGACGGGACAAUCACCUGCCAUCCGCCAGUAGAGCGCGCUUUGAAGACCGUUGCCAAUGCCUUAAAGGCUGCUGGACAUGAUGUGAUUACCUGGGAACCAAUUGACCACAAGGAGAUCGUCGAUCUGCUCAACGAAUCCUUUGACGAAUUGGGGUCUGACGCUAUCAUCCCGGUAUUGGAGGAAUACAAGGAACCCUUAUUUGGUUCCAUGGAGAGAGCUUUCAGCGCGUGCAAGAACAGGACCAGCAAGUUCGAUCCGGCGAAACUGCGGCAAAUGAUCGUGAAACGAAACCAGCUCCAAGCUGCUUACCUCGAGCGGUGGAUGGCAACGAAGACAGAUACUGACGGGCCCAUGGACGCCAUUAUCGCCCCUGUUGCGCCCACGGGUGCGCCCCGCCUAGGCCAGGGAGAGACAGUGGAUUAUGUCGGAUUUACUGCGUUCGCGAAUUUGCUGGAUUAUUCCGCUUGCACGUUCCCGGUGACUUAUGCAGACAAGUCGAUCGAUAUCCCCCGCGGUGACGGGUGGGUGCCGCUGAAUCCAAAGGAUGAAAUGAUACAGAAGGAUUACGUUCCUGAAUUCUACCAUGGAGGACCUGUUUCGCUGCAACUGGUCGGGAAGAGACUGGAGGAGGAAAAAGUGGUUGAGAUGGUUGAAGUUGUGGCGGAUGUCCUGAAGUAUGAAGUGGCACAAUAUAAUUAAGCUGCACAUUUCCUAUAGUUAGAGCAAAGAUGCAUGAUCAGAUUAUCUACAAAGUAAUAAGAACAUGAUUUUCGGGAUUUUCACCCAACAACA